AGAAGGGGGGAGGGUUAUUUAAAAGACACCGGGCGUCAACCACUCCAAACAGUCUCAGCCCCACGAGAAGCACAGAGCAUCGUCAUAGUAUCACACAGACAGAGAUGGAUUCUUACUACAGAGGCCCCUUGUGGUUCAUACUCAUCAUCUUCACACUUCCCCACCUCACCUGCAACAGGGUCUGCCCCAGCAGCUGCCUGUGCAUCAUUACGGGAGCCGUCCAGUGUGUUGGCCACAACAUCACGGAUAUACCAAAGCAGCUGCCGGCUAACACAUACCUGCUGAACCUCAUCAACACAGACAUGAAUGUCAUAAAUGAGCGGAGCCUGGAAAACCGGGACCUCAUGUUGCGUUUCAGUCUGACUUACAGCCAUCUACACACAAUCCAUCCCCUGGCCUUCCACGUCGCUCCGCAGCUCUUGUCUGUCAAGCUGUCUUCCAAUAAUCUCUCCGCCCUUCCUGCCCAAGUGUUUAGUCCACUGACGGUGCUGGAGCAGCUGCAUAUUAAUGGAAACCUUUUGGAGACCAUUGCUCCAGAAACAUUUAACGGACUUGGUGGGUUGCAGAUUCUGGAUCUAAGCCGCAACAGACUGACGAAUCUUGUUUCAGAUGUUUUCGAUGGACUGACCAACCUCACCUUUCUGAACCUUGGCAGGAACUCCAUAAAGAGGCUUCCACCUUCCGUCUUUCACUCCUUGACCCAACUUCGCCACCUCUAUAUGUAUAACAAUGAGCUAGAUGUUCUAGAAGCUGAGAUGUUCGAUGAACUCGUCCAUCUUAAGUACCUGAAAAUUCACCAGAACCAGAUUGCCAGCCUUCCACCCCAUGUGUUCUGGUCCCUGAGGAACCUGAAGAAUCUCACUUUAUCCUCCAACCAACUUCAGGUUAUCCCAGAAAAAAGCUUCUAUAACAUGCCCAAGCUGACCCAGCUUACCAUUUACAAAAACCCGUUGCUUUCUCUUCCAUACCAGCUGAUGGGUCACAUGCCUGAGAUGAUAGAAUUUUAUAUUUAUUAUACUAAUCUCACAACAGUUCCUGGAAAUUUAUUCACUAACAUGUCUGGCCUGCUGAGGCUUAACCUCCAUUUAAAUGACAAACUGAACGAGUUGCCCUCAGACCUUUUCUGCUGUCUUCCCAACCUUCAGAAGCUCUCGCUGAAAUCCAACAACCUCCGUUAUCUACAUCCUCAGCUGUUCUCCAAACUAACCACACUGAGCGAACUGUUUCUUAAUGACAAUAAGCUGCACAAUCUACCGGAAGACAUUUUUCAAAGCCUUGGACAGCUCUUGACGAUUGAUUUGAAGAAUAAUCACCUCAACACUCUUCCACAAGAUAUUUUCUUGUCAAAUGAACUUUUGAAUGCUCUUUCUCUGAGUGGAAACCCUUGGGAGUGCACGUGUAGUAUCAGAGGUAUUUUAAAAUGGAUUAGACGCAAUGAACAUGUUGUCAAUGACACAGAGAAUGUGAUAUGUCAUAGUCCGAUGUACCAACUGCUCCGUACGUUAGGCUCUCUGCGCGAUGAGGAGUUCAACCUUUGUGAAGCUGCAAGUUAUUUCCCUACACAGAAUGUCUUGCAUGAGCCAACACAACCUUUCCACUCUACUUUCACCAGUGGACGAAGAUCAGCUUCAAUAACCCCACCACCCGGAGCGCCAUCAACCACCACCACCCAACAAGUCCUCACCCCAGCAACUACCAAACCUGCAACAAUCGCUCUACCUUAUGAAGAGCUUCCCCUCAUUAAUGAGUCUCACUUGAAUUAUCAAGCAUCACCUGUUUUCUAUGACGUACUGGUGAUUGAGCAAGGGCCUGAGUUUGUUCACCACAACCAUCACAGGGGCUGGGUGUAUCUGUGGUUUCUGUCAUCAGAUCCAGCCUGGGCUGGGUUCCUCAUGUUUUGUCAUAUCCUUCUCGUGACCACAGGCUUGUUCCUCAUUCUUGCUGCCAUGUAUGGCAUGUAUCGCCUCAACAAGAUCCUGGAAAAGCUGAAGGCUGAGUGUGCACAUAAUGACAUGCAAAACAUGUUAUCAGGCAUAGUGCAUGAGAGACCAAGAUAAACUGUCCCUUUCCACACGCUGCAGGCCAUAAAAGAUUACAAUUGUUUUUGCUUUUAUUGAUGUUGAUUUAGUUGUGUUACUUUAGGGCAGUUUGACUUGAAAUAUGGGAUUCAAACAGGUAGUAAAAAAAGCUAUAGCUGAAGGUAUUUUAAGAUAACAAAUGAAGUGUGGUAAGAUAAUACAAUAAAAUAAUAUUAUAAUCUCUCAUCAGAGAUUUGUGCGGAUGUAAAUCAAUAUUUUUCACAAAUGAUUUGUUCAUAAUUUUAUAUGAAUUUUGUAAAAGAAAGUUAUCAAAAAAUGUUCUUGCAAAAGUGCCAAACAUGAUCUGACUGCAGCUUUUCAAAUGUUCUGCUUUUCUUUGUCAUGUAUGCUAAUAAAUUACAUUUCUUUGGCUUUUGGGCUGUUAGUUGGACAAAUUGGGAACAUCACCUUUUACUAUUUAAUCAAUUAAACAAUCAAUGUAUUUAUCUGAAAAAGUAUUAACCACAUUCAUCAAUAAGGAAAAUAAUUAGUUGCAGCCUUGAAUUUUUGCAUUAAAAUGAACAUUUAACAUUUUUUUUUUUUUAAAGAUUUAUAACUUACAGCAUGUGCAAGCUUUUGCUUUUAAUGACGGGAAACCUUAGAGGGAAAUGUUAAAUGUUAAGGUGAUUUGUUUCUCUCUAGUGGUUCAAGCAUCAAACUGCAUGAAGAGAGGUCACAUUGCAUUUAUCACAUGCCAUCAAGCUACGUCAUGAUGAUAUCAUUCCUGCUUAUCCUGUCAGUAAUUACAAGUACAUUUUGUGUGUGUGAGUCUGUGAUCAAUUUGAAUCUGACUAUGAUCAUAUGUUACACUGAGAUAAAAAACAGUAUCAGUAUCAGUAUUAUAAUGGCGAUGGUUACAGUCAGGAAUAAAAUAUCUUUUGGUCUUA
Molecule: messenger RNA, 2965 nt
Organism: Scophthalmus maximus (turbot)
Lineage: Eukaryota; Metazoa; Chordata; Actinopteri; Pleuronectiformes; Scophthalmidae
Product: platelet glycoprotein V
Molecular function (GO): protein binding
Source: RefSeq, a predicted model, not a curated record